Molecule: messenger RNA, 5182 nt
Organism: Gigantopelta aegis
Lineage: Eukaryota; Metazoa; Mollusca; Gastropoda; Neomphalida; Peltospiridae
Product: WD repeat-containing protein 44-like
Exons: 21
Coding region: 80-3049 (989 amino acids)
Molecular function (GO): protein binding
Source: RefSeq, a predicted model, not a curated record
CAAAAUGGAAGUUUUGGUUGCGUAGUGUACCAGUUAUUACUUGAUUUAUGACAUCGUUUGACGUAUUUAUAUUGCAAUUAUGGAUUCUGACAGUGACUCAGAUGAAUUUUAUGAUGCUGAAGACCAUUCUAUUGAUUCAUUCAUAAGUUCCAAAUCUCGUGGCAUUCUAUCGCUCAGCAGUCUUCCAUCCAGUAAAAAUUUGUCGUUCAUUCAAAUUCACCAUACACACACUCCAGACAUUACAGAAGAGGAAAGGUUACUGCUGGAAUUGAAGAAGAAGGCUGUUGAAAAGUGGCAGAGAGAGGAUGAGGAGCUUGAACGAAGGCUGCAUGAACUACAGAAGAAGAAAGUUACUGAAGACAGCAAAACAGAGGAAGCCCAUACUCAAAUGCAGGAACUGGAGAUUCGAAGAAGGAAGCUGGAAGAAAUGCGACAGCUUAUUCGUGAGGAGAGCAUGACAUUGCGACAUGCGGCUGAUUCUUCGCCGGAAGAAGAUGUCGUGGAAGAGGAAAUACUCCAGGUGAUUCAGUCCUCCCCGCAUAAAAAAUCACACACCAUCGAGAAGAUGGAGCACAGCUACCAGGACACAAAGGAGCACUUGUAUCGCCGGCACAGCCGCAAAAAACGAUCGGGUUCCUGGGGAGACCUGCCGCACAACACCUCCGUGAUUGUUGGUGAAAGUGAAACCGAAAGUAGCAUGACUCCGAAAGAAGGCACGAGUGUAAAGCGCUCGCAAAGUGGUCGAUCUAAGCUCCUGACACUGAGGCACGGAUCAAGUGACGAUGAUGAUGAUGAAAGUCACUGUGAGCUGGAGGCGAUUAAAGUCGUCGAUGAUGUCAUGUACGACAGCCGCCGGACAGUGAUGGAUGGUCAGCGGACAGCUACGGACGGUCCGCAGUCGGUAAAAGACGGUUCACUACCGGUGAAAGACAGUGUGAUGUUGGUGAAUGCUCCCGAUAUUGUGAUGAGCACAAAACCGCGAACUUCGUCUGCCGAAUUCAGUCUUCCAGUCGCUCCACCCAGGAGGAAAAAGUCUACAAAUCAGGCCAGCACGUCGCACCAAAGAUCAUCGGUUGAUGUAGAAAUUCCGUCUUUAUCAUCGUCUGUGUCAUUGCCAGUAGACAACUCGGACAAGGGUCUUGGUAAGAGCUUCCAGUGCCUUGAGCUACGGGAUGUCAUCAGGGGAUCAAAGAUGGUCACCUCAGAGGCAGCUGAAGUGAAUGCUGUGAAACCUCAUGGAAGCAGUUGCGACUCGCAGCUGCCAUACAUAACCUUUGAAGACCCAACAGACGAAGAAAUCAAUGGUGGCAGUGAUGAUGACAGGGUUCACAAGAAAAGAAAGAAGGAUAGGUUAAGAAGGUCAUCGGGAGAUAAAUGUCGCAGUCCGUCCCCAGUUCCCACAUCGCCAGAUCAGAAUAUUUCUCAGUUGGGAUGUGAUUUAUCAAAGACUGAUGUGGAAAUUCUUGACUGCUGUCUGAUUAAGAACCUGGACACUGGAGAGGAGCUGCCACUAAGCAAGGCGGCAGAAGAACUUCCACAGUGCAUCAACCCGGUCGAUCUACACAUUGUUCAGAGAACAAAGGAGUAUAAAGGUGACAGCCUACACCCAGAUGCUUCAACGGAUGAAGAUACAAUCUCGUUCCAUUCCAGUUCCAGUUCAGCCAUGAGUCUAGGCUCCAAGAAAAAGAGGCUGAAGAAAUUAUUAAGCAGAACAGCCAGAAAGGUUAAAAAUGUAGCAGAUCAAGUGCUAUUUCGAGAUGAGGGAGACACAGAAGAAGAGGUCUCAGUAGAUGGGAAGAUAUUCAAAAUCAAGUCAUCGAACAGUAACAAGGGACCUUACGACUUUGCACAGAUUCGAAUGCUGCAGGAACUUAGUGGAGAACAUGUUGGUGCUAUUUGGUCUAUGAAGUUCUCAGCAUGUGGACGCUUGUUGGCGACUGGUGGACAAGAUGGCAUCCUCAAAAUCUGGGUCCUCAAAUCAGCCUAUGUCUACUUCACCGAUCUCAGGAAGAAGUACGAAGCAGUGUCUUUGUCCCCGGCUACCUCGGUGGAAGAUCUGACCACUGUGACGACAGAAACGGCGUCUUCUUCAGAAAACCCUGAAGAAGAAGACGAGGAUGAAAGUGCCCCGUUCAAGAAGACGCCAUUCUGUUGUUACCGAGGUCACGCGGCUGACCUUUUGGAUGUUUCCUGGUCAAAGAAUUAUUUCAUUCUGAGUUCGUCGAUGGACAAAACCGUUCGCUUGUGGCACAUGUCUCGGAGAGAGUGUCUCUGCACAUUCCAGCACAUAGACUUUGUUACAACCAUUGUCUUCCAUCCUAAGGAUGACCGUUACUUCCUGAGUGGGUCUCUGGACGGGAAACUGAGACUGUGGAAUAUCCCCGACAAGAAGGUCACCCUGUGGAACGAGGUGGGCCAGACAGGAAGUUUGAUCACGACGGCCAACUUCGUCAGUAACGGGAAGUACGCGGUGGUCGGCACUUACGACGGGAGGUGUAUAUUCUACACCACCGAGCAACUGAAGUAUUUCACUCAGAUCCAUGUGCGGUCAACACGGGGCCGGAACGCCAAAGGUCAGAAAAUAACGGGAAUUGAACCGGUGUCUGACAGCAAGAUGCUUGUGACGUCUAACGACUCGAGAAUUCGCUUGUACGACCUGCGUGACCUCACUCUGUCCGUCAAGUACAAGGGAGGAACCAACACAAGCAGUCAGAUUAAAGCUAGUCUCAGCCCCACUGGAAAGUACAUUGUGUGUGGAUCGGAGGACCACUUCAUCUACAUCUGGAAAACACGGCACGACUACAAGUUGUCAGCCACGCGUAGGGACAGAAAUGACUACUGGGAAGCCAUCAAAGUUCACAAUGCUGUUGCUACUGUAGCCAUCUUCGCUCCAAAUCCAAGUCUCUUUUGUCCUCCUGUGAAAAAACUUGACCCUUGUGCUGCAUCAAUAGCCAGUUGCGAUCUGGAGAGUGGCUUAGGGGAGAUAAUUAUAUCGGCGGAUUUUACCGGUGCUAUUAAGGUUGUGCGAAACUACCCUCAGAAGUUGUGAACAUCUUAAUUAUCUCCAAAUAACAUUACCACACUUGUCAACCGUGACGGGAAACCAGUAAUAUAAGGUUUUUAAAUUUUUUAUUUAAUACAAUGGCAGCUGGAUAAAGAGACUCUGCUGGGUUUUCUUUUCAUGUAAGACUCAGAAAUGUCAAUAAUGCUGUUCCAGAUAAUGUAGGGAUGAAUGGGGUGGGGAUACUGGUUGUCAUGUUUAAGAUGGGUGUUUUAUUCAGUACCAGCUGCUUACAAGGUAAUUAUAUUACAAGUAUUCUAUCGUGCUCAUCACAGCCAGGCUACAAAUUUGUUUUGAAACCCAGAUUUUGGUUUGGAUCAUAAGAUUAUGAGAUACAAUCCAAAAAUAUUGAUAGUCCGUCCCACGGGGAAUGCCACUUUUCAUGCUGUGGAAUUGACUACACGUUAUUUAUUUGAUGGGAUGGAGUAUAACAUCGGGCUGAGUUUACGAAGCCUGUUUUUUCAUAAACGCAAGUGUUUAAGCACUGUAAAUGUAUAUAGUUUUACACGCGUGUUAGGCUAAAACAGGAUUUGUAAAUUUGGCCCAGAAUAUUUACAAUUACAGUGGAAUUCUAAAACAAAAUUCCCAAAUUGAAUGCUCGAUAGCUAAUGUUUUGUUAGUUUUGAUGCCACCCCCCACCCCCGUCUCCUACGAUAUUUCUGGAAUAGCUAUUGCAAAUAUUGUUUUUGGUGCUCUGUAUGAAAAUAGCUGACAAGACAGCUUUGUAUUUGGAUAUUGGAUUUUUUUUAAACCUGUUGUUUAUUAUGAUGAACCUUUAUUUCAGAUGAGUAUCUUAAAUUUAAGCCAGUGUUAGUCACCAGUUGUGAUGUUGUUAUACAGAAAUAUAUCGUGGCAGCAAAAAAUAAAUAUCAUUUUGAAUGGCAAUGCUAAUAGGGUGGAAGGUGCCAUAGCAAUUGCUUUGUCUAAUGGGUUGUCUAAUUUUCAUGAAUAGAUGAAAUAAAUAAAACUUGGAAUGGUGGGUAAGUGGUAUAUAAACACACAGUGUCCUGCUCCAUCCCUCCACCACCCAACUACCAACCUGGUCGGACUGCUGGUGCUCUCUUGCACGUGCCAGCACAGGUGGUCCCUCCUCUCACCUACCCCAUACCCUUUCCUGUCCUGGACGGAGGAGCUGACAUAAGUUGACACCUGUGCCCAUGACAGGCAUGCGUUACAACAGCUUUCUCUGAAUGUGCACUUAAUCCCUAUUACUUGACCUGACCUGACCUGAUCCUCUCUAACCCUAUGGUCAGAUAUGGGACAACCCUAGCAACAGUCUUGAUUGACUUCGGGGUUUUUUUGUCAACUCCGCCAUUGAGGUGGAGUCUCCCUUAGUAAAGGCAGCAUUAUCCCCAUGUCCAGGGCCCUGUUUUAUGAAGCAAUCUUAGUGCUAAGAUCACCUUAAAUAUAUCGCUACCUUAUGCACUUGAGGCGAUCUUAGCGCUAGGAUCACCUUUCAUUGAACUAGUCGAAACUAUAUUGGUAUAGUUUGCUGUUAAUAAAAACAGUUCACAUGGUCAUCAAGUGUCAGGGUUUUGGGUCAGAUUUAGUAACAGAGACCAGGGCCAGACUCAAAUCUUUUAAUGACGUCACACACAUACAGUGAUAUUAAAAUGUCAGAUGAAGUCUUGAUUCUAGACUCUAAAAGCUAUAUAGGGCUAAGGCCUGGCCCUGUACUUAUAAGACAUUUAGAGUUUAGACUCAAAUCGUUUAAUGACGUCACACACAUGCAAUGACAUUAAAAGUCUCAGACUCUAUUAAAGGCUUGAGUCUAGGCUGUAAAAGUUAUAUAAGUAUGGGUUCCAUACUUAUAAAGCUUUACAGUGUUUUCGAAACUAUGGGAUUUGAGAACAAGAACAUGUUCUCGCCUCUUUGAAAUGUUUAGGAACACAUUCCCGGCACCACAAGAGAAUUUCAAAUACAAAGUUAGAGUAUAGACUCACAUUUUUAAUAAUGUCUUACACAUGGUCAUGAUGUUACAGUCUCAAACCAUUAUUAGAGACCGAGUCUACACUUCAUAGGUAUUAUAAGAGAGAGAGACAGAGACAGAGACAGAGAGAGAGACAGACAGAGAGAGAGACAGAGAGAGAGAGACAGAGAGAGAGACAGAGACAGAGAGAG